AUGGGAUUAACUCCAGCUGAAAUUGUUACUGAACUUGAUAGGUUUAUUGUAGGGCAGCAUAAGGCUAAAAAGGCUGUGUCUAUAGCAUUAAGAAAUCGUUGUCGUCGAAAAAAUGUUGAAGAACCAUUGCGUCAGGAAAUUGCUCCAAAAAAUAUUUUAAUGAUUGGACCUACUGGUGUUGGUAAAACUGAAAUUGCUCGAAGACUCGCAAAGCUUACAGGUUCGCCUUUUCUUAAAGUCGAAGCAACAAAAUUUACUGAAGUUGGAUAUGUUGGUCGUGAUGUUGAAUCCAUAGUACGAGAUUUAGUUGAAAUAGCUAUUAAUAUACAAAAAGCUAAUGCUAAAAAAGAAGUGAAUAUUGCUGCAAAUUUAAAAGUAAUAGAUAGAAUAUUAGAUGUAUUAGUUGGUAAAUCAGCAUCUAGUGAAACUAGAGAAAAAUGGCGUGCUCAACUUUUAAAUAAAGAGCUUGAUAAUGUUGAAAUUGAAUUAGAUGUUAUUGAUAACACUAAUCCACUUAGUAGUGGAAAUUUUGAAAUUCCAGGUAUAAGUGGUAAUGCUUCUUUAGGUGUAGUAAACAUUAGUGAUAUGAUUGGUAAGGCUUUUGGUAGUGGUAGGACUAAGCGUAAAAAGAUGUUAAUUAAAGAUGCAAUGAUUAUCCUUGCGCAAGAAGAAUCUGAGAAAUUAAUAGAUCAAGAAAAAAUUAUUCAGGUUGCGUUACAAUUAGUAGAAAAUGAUGGUAUAGUAUUUAUCGAUGAAAUUGAUAAAAUUACUUCAAGGACUGAAAAUAAAGGUGGAGAAGUAAGUAGGGAAGGGGUUCAAAGGGACUUGUUGCCCUUAAUUGAAGGUACUACUGUUAACACUAAAUAUGGUGUAGUAGAUACUAGAGCAUUUCAUUCAUCAAAACCAUCUGAUUUAUUAGCAGAACUUCAGGGAAGGUUGCCUAUUAGGGUAGAAUUAAAGGCAUUGGAUAAGGAUGAUAUGGUUAAGAUUUUAACUGAGCCGGAGUCAAACUUAAUUAAACAAUAUACAGCUUUAAUUGCUACUGAAGAGGUAGAAUUAGAAUUUACUAACUCGGCGAUAGAACAAAUUGCUGUUUAUGCAGAAGAUAUCAAUAAAAAAAUUGAAGAUAUAGGUGCAAGAAGAUUACAUACAAUUCUUGAACAUUUAUUAGAAGAUAUAACUCAUAUUUCUAGUUUAACUUUUAGUGGUAUUGAUAUUAUUGAUGUUGAUGUACAAAUACAAAUAUCACCUGGCAUACCUAAUUUUACUAUAGUAGGGCUUGCUGAUAAAACUAUUGCUGAGUCAAAAGAGAGGGUAAGGGCUUCUCUUUCUGCUAUAGCUCCUGCUGACUUAAUAAAGGAAGGUAGUCAUUUUGAUCUUGCUAUUGCUUGUGCUAUACUUACUAGUAUGGGAGUAUUACCAAGUAGUGAGAUGCGAAAUUAUUUGAUAAUAGGUGAAUUGUCUUUAGAUGGGUCUAUUUUAUCGGUUAAUGGUGCUUUACCAGCCGCUAUUGGUGCUUUAUCACGAGAUAAAGGAUUGAUUUGUUCUAGAAAUAAUGGUCGUGAAGUGGCAUGGUCUGGAAAUAAUAGUAUUUUAGCGCCUAAUAAUCUUAUUGAGUUAGUUAAUCAUUUUAAAGGAAACCAAAUCUUAACUGCGCCAGAAGCAGAAAUAGAUAAUGAUAUAAUAAAUUAUCCAGAUUUUAAAGAUAUAAGAGGGCAAAAAAUUGCUAAAAGAGUAUUAGAAGUGGCUGCAUCAGGUACAGGAAAAUCUAUGUUAGCACACUGCCUGCCUGGAAUAUUACCGAAAAUAUGUCCAAAAGAGAUUUUAGAAUGUAGUACUAUAGCAAGUGUUGCAGGUAGAAUAGAAAAUGGUAAACUUUCGAGAGCUAGACCUUUUAGGGCGCCACAUCACUCCUGUUCAAUAGCUGCAAUGGUUGGUGGAGGAGUAGGUAAGCGAGUGAAACCUGGAGAAAUAUCUCUAGCUCAUAAUGGUGUUUUAUUCUUAGAUGAAUUGCCUGAAUUUCCUCAAAAUGUUAUUGAAUCAUUAAGACAACCAAUUGAGACUGCAGCUAUGAAUCCAUGUAAAUGUGGAUAUUUAGGAGAUGAGUAUAAGGCAUGUGUAAGAGCUCCAAAAUGUGGAAGUGAUUAUCAGAUGCGGAUUUCUGGGCCAGUAAUGGAUAGAUUUGAUUUACACAUAGAAGUCAUGAAUGUUGGUUCUUAUAAUAUAAUAGAGAAUAAUGUAGAAGAAGAGUCGAGUCAAAUUGCUAUUAGAGUUGAAAGAGCAAGAAAUAUUCAGCAAAUUAGGUAUAAUAAGUGUGGUAUCAAAACGAAUAAUCGUUUGGAUGGACAAUUAUUGAUAGAUUAUGCAAUGCCAAAAGAUAAUGGUCAACAAUUAUUAAAUGAAGCAAGUAAUAAAUUUCAGUUGUCAAUGCGUGCUUAUAAUAGAAUUUUAAGGGUUGCAAGGACUAUUGCUGAUCUUGAUCAAUCGGAUAAUGUUUAUAAGGUACAUAUUGCAGAAGCGUUAAUUGAUAAUCCUAUUAUUUCACGCCAAAUAUUAUUUGGUAAUCCUGAUAAAAUUAAUGUGCGACUUAGUCCUGAUGGUAAGUAUAUUAGUUACUUAGCACCUAAAGAUGGGGUAUUGAAUAUUUGGAUUGCACCAUUAAGUGAUUUAACAAAAAUAGAGGUGGUGACUGAUGAUAAAGAACGAGGUAUUAGAACAUAUGAGUGGACAUAUAAUAAUAACAAUAUUUUAUAUGCACAAGAUAAUAAAGGAGAUGAGAAUUUUUGUAUUUAUAGUUAUAAUAUUCUUACAAAAGAGACAAAACUUCUUACUCCUCAAAAAGGCGUAAAAGCACAUAUAAUAGGGAUUACUGAUAAAAAGCCAAAUGAAAUAUUAAUAGGUUUAAAUGAUAGGGAUAAAAAAUAUUUUGAUAUUUAUAAGUUAAACCUUAGCACUUUAACAAAGGAACUUAUGUUAAAAAAUGAGCAAUUUGUUGGGUUUAUUGUUGAUAAUGAUUUGCAGUUACGCUUUGCUUCACGUGUUAGUGAUGAUGGGAGUGUUGAAUAUUUUCAAUUUAAAGAUGAUAAAUGGGAUCUUUAUACUAAAGUAUCUAUGGAAGAUUCUGCAAAUACAAAUUUUGUAGGAUUUGAUAAAAAGGGGGAGGUUGUAUAUUUACGUGAUAGUAGGGGGCGUAAUACUGCUGCGUUGAAAUCUAUUAACCUUACUGAUGGUAAAUCAACCUUAAUAGCUGAGGAUGAAUUGGCAGAUGUCAGACCAUUUAUUCGUCAUCCAGUCGAAAAAACAAUUCAAGUUGUUGCUGUUAAUUAUGAUAAGGUACGUUAUAAGAUAUUAGAUAAAUCAAUUAAGGAUGAUAUUGAAUAUCUUAUAACUUUUUAUAAAGGAAAUUUAUCUAUUAAUAGGACUUUGACUUUGGAUGAUAAUAUAUGGCUUGUAGCGUAUGAGAGUGAUAUUGCUCCAGUUAAGUAUUAUAUAUAUGAUCGUACAAAAAGGACGGUAAAGUUUUUGUUUAAUAAUAGGGAAGCUUUAAGUGAGGUAAAGUUGGCCCCAAUGUUGCCUAUUAUUAUUAAAUCUCGUGAUGGAUUGGAUUUAGUAAGCUAUAUUACUUUCCCGUUAAACACUAAAUUUGAUGAGGAUAACAAGCCAAUUAAUAAAAUACCAUUAAUUAUUUACGUGCAUGGUGGACCAUGGGUUAGAGAUUACUGGGGUUUUGAUGCAGUGCAUCAGUGGCUUGCUAAUAGAAAUUAUGUAGUUUUAAGUAUAAAUUAUCGUGGUUCAACUGGUUUUGGUAAGGAUUUUGUCAAUGCUGGUAAUAUGGAAUGGGGUGGUAAAAUGCAUAAUGACCUUAUAGAUGGGGUAAGGUGGGCUGUUGAAAAUAAUAUUGCAGAUCCUGAAAAAGUUGCUAUUAUGGGUGGGAGCUACGGUGGAUAUGCAGCUUUAGUUGGUAUGACUAUGACACCAGGUAUAUUUGCUUGUGGUAUUGAUGUAGUAGGUCCUUCUAAUCUUUUAACCUUAAUAAAAAGUGUGCCUCCUUACUGGGAACCAAUGAUCAAUCAAUUUAAAAAAAGAAUUGGUGCUUGGGAUACUAAAGAAGAAAGGGAAUUUUUGGAACAAAGAUCUCCAUUGACUUUUGUUGAUAAUAUUAAAAAUCCUCUUUUUAUAGCUCAAGGUGCCCAUGAUCCUCGGGUAAAACAAGCUGAGUCUGAUCAAAUUGUUAGGAUGAAGGGCAUGGUUUUGCUAGAGCAGAAAAUAGAUUAUCUUAUUAUGCAUUAG
Molecule: messenger RNA, 4290 nt
Organism: Oppiella nova
Lineage: Eukaryota; Metazoa; Arthropoda; Arachnida; Sarcoptiformes; Oppiidae
Source: the annotation of a GenBank genome assembly